Messenger RNA from Onthophagus taurus, 3039 nucleotides. It is a transcript of the gene Nmdar1, whose product is annotated as glutamate ionotropic receptor NMDA type subunit 1. The record is from RefSeq and is a predicted model, not a curated record. Gene Ontology annotation, cellular component: membrane. Gene Ontology annotation, molecular function: ligand-gated monoatomic ion channel activity; signaling receptor activity. NCBI's taxonomy places the organism in Eukaryota, Metazoa, Arthropoda, Insecta, Coleoptera, Scarabaeidae. Gene Ontology annotation, biological process: monoatomic ion transport.
CAGUACCUGAAAAGCUAUGGCAACAGCAAUGUGGCGAUUAGUGUUGUUUUUCGGUGCGAUAUCAACUGUUUUAGUGAAUGCAGUUUCAAAACCAACCGUUUUUAAUAUUGGAGGAGUAUUAAGUAGUAAUGAGAGUAUAGCAUAUUUCCAGGAGACCAUUCAGGUUCUAAACUUUGCCAGUCAAAUUGUUCCAAAAGGAGUUACAUAUUAUCACAAAGCCAUUUUAAUAAAUCCUAAUCCAAUUAAAACUGCUUUAAAUGUUUGUAAAGAUUUAAUUUCUAGUAGGGUGUAUGCAGUGGUUGUUUCUCAUCCAACAACUGGUGAUUUAUCACCAGCUGCCGUGUCAUAUACUUGUGGGUUUUAUCACAUCCCAGUUAUUGGAAUAUCAUCAAGAGAUUCCGCAUUUUCAGACAAAAACAUCCACGUUUCAUUUUUACGAACUGUACCACCAUAUUCCCACCAAGCCGAUGUUUGGGUUGAAUUAUUAAAACGUUUCAACUACAAAAAAGUGAUCUUCAUCCAUAGUUCAGACACAGAUGGUAGAGCACUUUUGGGAAGAUUCCAAACGACUUCGCAAACUUUAGAAGAUGACAUCGAAAUUAAAGUUCAAGUUGAAAAUGUUCUUGAAUUCGAACCGGGCUUAGAAAGUUUCACCGAGCAACUCCUAGAAAUGAAAAGCGCACAAGCUAGAGUAUACUUAAUGUAUGCGAGUAAAACAGACGCUCAAAUUAUUUUUAGGGAUGCAACAUGGCUGAAUAUGACCGAUUUUGGAUAUGCCUGGAUUGUAACCGAACAAGCUUUACAAGCGAAUAAUGUUCCAGUAGGUAUAUUAGGAUUGAAAUUGGUCAAUGCGACUACAGAGAAAGCACACAUCAAAGACAGCAUUCAUAUUUUAGCAUCAGCCUUGAAAGAUAUGAACCAAACCAAAGAAAUAACGGAAGCACCAAAAGAUUGUGACAAUUCAGAAUCUCCUUGGGAAACAGGAAUCUCUUUAUUCGACUUUAUCAAAAAACAAGUUUUACUUGGUGAAACUGGAAAAGUUGCUUUUGAUGAUCAGGGUGAUAGAAUUAACGCAGAGUAUGCAAUAGUAAACAUUCAAAAAAAUAGGAGGGAGAUCACAGUAGGAAAUUACGUUUUUAAUAAGGAGAAAAAUCGGAUGCAAUUACUGGUUGAUGAGAAAAAUAUUACAUGGCCUGGUGGUCAAUACAUAAAACCAGAAGGUUUUAUGAUACCAACACAUUUAACAGUCCUCACAAUAGAAGAAAAACCGUUUGUAUACACCAGAAAGUUAAGCGAAGAUCAAGAUAAAUGUCACCCGGAUGAAAUACUUUGUCCACAUUUUAACGCAACUGAAGAUGAAUCAGCCCGAUAUUGCUGCAAAGGUUUUUGCAUGGACCUUCUUAAAAAUCUUGCCGCCAAAAUUAAUUUUACAUACAGCUUAGCUUUAUCACCUGAUGGCCAAUUCGGAAACUUCUUAAUCAAAAAUAAUUCCACCAAAAAAGAAUGGUCCGGGUUGAUAGGGGAAUUAGUUAGCGAGCGAGCUGAUAUGAUAGUGGCCCCGUUAACUAUAAAUCCAGAAAGAGCAGAAUACAUAGAAUUUAGCAAACCUUUCAAAUAUCAAGGAAUCACAAUUUUGGAGAAAAAACCAUCUCGGUCAUCAACAUUAGUAUCAUUUUUGCAACCUUUCAGUAACACUUUAUGGAUUUUAGUGAUGGUCUCCGUACACGUGGUUGCGUUAGUUUUAUAUCUUCUCGAUAGGUUUUCACCAUUUGGAAGAUUCAAACUCGCUAAUACCGAUGGAACUGAAGAAGAUGCUUUGAAUUUAUCCAGUGCAAUUUGGUUUGCUUGGGGGGUACUUCUUAAUAGUGGUAUUGGGGAAGGGACUCCUAGGAGUUUUUCUGCUAGAGUCUUGGGAAUGGUUUGGGCUGGAUUUGCUAUGAUUAUUGUGGCAUCGUACACUGCUAAUUUAGCAGCUUUUCUUGUAUUGGAAAGACCGAAAACUAAAUUAACAGGAAUCAAUGAUGCCAGGUUAAGGAACACAAUGGAAAAUUUAACUUGUGCAACUGUCAAAGGUUCCGCUGUUGACAUGUAUUUUCGAAGACAAGUUGAAUUGUCAAAUAUGUACAGAACCAUGGAAGCUAAUAAUUAUGAUACAGCCGAGGAUGCAAUAAGAGACGUGAAAAUUGGGAAGUUGAUGGCUUUUAUUUGGGAUAGCUCAAGAUUGGAAUACGAAGCUGCUCAAGAUUGCGAAUUGGUGACUGCAGGAGAACUUUUUGGAAGGUCAGGUUAUGGAAUUGGGUUACAAAAAGGAUCUCCAUGGGCUGAUGAUGUUACUUUAGCUAUUUUAGAUUUCCACGAAAGCGGUUUUAUGGAAGAUCUAGAUAACAAAUGGAUUUUAUUAGGCAACAUUCAACAAUGUGAACAAUUCGAAAAAACGCCCAACACUUUAGGCUUAAAGAACAUGGCUGGUGUUUUUAUAUUAGUCGCUGCUGGUAUCGUGGGCGGUAUCGGUUUAAUCGUAAUUGAAAUGGCUUAUAAGAAGCAUCAAAUAAAGAAGCAGAAAAGAAUGGAAUUAGCUAGACACGCAGCUGAUAAAUGGAGAGGAGCUGUGGAGAAACGAAAAACAUUACGUCAAUCAAUCGCAACUCAACGACGCAUUAAAUCGAAUGGAGUUAACGACCCAAUUUCCAUAUCUUUAGCGGUUGAUAAAUAUCAACGUAAUAUUUUACCAGAAAGAGGAUGGCCAGGAGAUUCUGAUAUCAGACAGAGGAGAAUUGAAGAUAUCGGAGGAGUACAACCUGUUCCAAGAUAUUUACCAGCGUACACCCCCGAUGUUUCACAUCUUAUCGUUUAAAGUUUACUUAAAAUCGAAAAUAUGCAACUCUAUAAUUAAUUGUUAGAUUGUACCCAAUAUUAAAUAAAAUUGCAAUGAAAUAUUAAUGUAAUAACAUGUUAAUUGUUAUAGAAUGUAUUAGAGAGAUAUUUAAAUAAAUAAUUAAAUAUGAAAAGAAUAACAAUAAUAAAUGUUAAAAUAAACAA